AUUUUGCGUGAGACGGAAAAGGAUACGAAGAAUUUCUUGGGGUUCUAUUCGUCUCAGCGAAUGAAGGAUUGGCAGGUGAUCUCUCCACUCUUCUUUAGUCACUUUUAUCAAUAUUUUCCGAAAAAGAACUUAUCUCCUCUUUUUACAUCUUUCUCAUUUACCUCGGAAUAUCACAAUAUUUUUGGAUAUAAAAAUUUCAAAAAUGAAUCUUCUUUAGGAAAUAGACUCUUUAUACAAGAAGAACAAUGUGUAUCUGGCCGAAUCCGCUCAGGUCAUACUGGUUUUUCGCAGGUAUUGCAACGACUCGUCCAGUAUGAGAUUCCUGGCUUGAAAAAGCAAAUAACCAAAGCAGAGCAAGCACUUACGGACAGUGUGAAAAAAGAGAAAGAUUACUUGAAACAAGCAGACGAUGGGCGGAAACUAUACGAGAAAGAGCUGAGUCGCAUAGGAAUUCGGGGUCACGCUCUUCGAGCUGAAUUGCUAGCUCUAGCUGCCGAUCUUCCAUCUUUCUUUGCCCAAGUUACUGAUGACAUAAUACAUCUCAAAGAAGCACGCGAUUACUACCUCCAUUUUCGAGAUUAUAUCCACCAAGGCAAGAAACUGCCAUCAGAAAUCCUUCCACUUCUUUCGCUUUUAUUGGAAAAAGGAGCGGCGCUCACCGCAUUUGAGUUCAAGUAUGGAACUGCACCCUCACGGAUCGAGGCGCCAUCAUUUGACUUGUUGUUAAAAGAGGAUGAGAAGAAGUCAGACGGUGAUGAAAUUGACUUUGGAGAUGAUGAUAUUGAUUUUGGUGACGAUAUAGAAGUCGACACUUCUGCGAUUGUUGCCGAUAUCGAUGUCGUGGCCGAUACCAGCGGAGCUAUUGGAGAAUCUGUUGCCCGCGGUGAAGACGCUCUUGGUGUGGUCGAAAAUCCGGACACUCAGAAGAUUAUCAAGAAUGAGCUGAGCGAGUGUCUUUGUUUUUCGGUAUCUCUGUGUAGCGGUGUCGCAUUGAAUGUUGAGUAUCUUAUUAAACAAGGACUUUUAUUGAAUGAGAGCUAUUUAUUUCAGCUGUUAGCUUUCCUGACUAUGCGAAAGGAAGAUGAAGAGCGGGAGACAUCCUCAGAUAUGUUCAUCAGAGGUUUUGAAAAAAGGCCUGCUGAAGUGGGCAAGGUGUCCCUUGCUCAGCUUGGAGACUGGAUCAGCAAGAUAAACUCGAUUCUUAGCCAAUUAUCGGAUCAACAGAAAAUCCACCUUUUCCGGAUUAGAUCUUCGCCGCAGUAUGUUUCUCUGGAAGGAGCAUUUGUUGAAAAGCUUGUUGAAGAAAUUGAAGCAAAGCGAGGACUAGAGGGUCGAUAUAAAAAAAUGGCUGCGCUGAUGGUUGAGAAACAAAAAGAGGCACAAGAGCAGACUGCUAAAGCUGGUCAAGAGUUGCAGACUGUUAUCGCUUCUACGAAACAGCUCCAGAAGAAGCUUGAAGAGGAAAUCUCGAAAAAGUAUGACGGUCGAAGGGUCAACAUUAUGGGAGGUAUAACUGCAGCUCUUGCCACCCGCUGA
This is a messenger RNA of Cylicostephanus goldi, 1536 nucleotides long. NCBI's taxonomy places the organism in Eukaryota, Metazoa, Nematoda, Chromadorea, Rhabditida, Strongylidae. The record is from the annotation of a GenBank genome assembly.